Molecule: messenger RNA, 1041 nt
Organism: Naegleria lovaniensis
Lineage: Eukaryota; Heterolobosea; Eutetramitea; Acrasida; Naegleriidae
Exons: 1
Coding region: 1-1041 (346 amino acids)
Biological process (GO): DNA repair
Cellular component (GO): Smc5-Smc6 complex; nucleus
Source: RefSeq, a predicted model, not a curated record
AUGUUACAAAAUCGCAAAGAACGAGUUGAAGAAUCAGACUCUGAGGAGUAUGAAAGCGAAGAAGUUGAACAACAAGAGGAGGAAGACGAGGAGACUGUAAAAAAACGUGAUCCCUCUUUCCGAAGACAACUACGAGCCAAUUAUAUCGAUUUGAUUUCUCGAACAAGUGAAAAGGCCGAAGAAAUUUGCGAGCCAGGAUCACAUGAACUUUUACACAUCCUCGGAAAAGGAGACAAGUACCAGGAAGACAUUUACCACGCACGUGAAGGUGCUCUAGACGCUGCUUGGUUUGCUCAGAGCACGAAGUGUGGUUUAGAACAAGCAACAAGAUUAAACUUUGGAAAAGAAUGGGAUCCUAUUGAAUUAAUCACAAAACUAAGUUCAAAAUAUCCAUCAUCAAACCAAUCAAAUGUUAUUACAUCAGCCGAAUUGGAAUUUAUUCCUAUUGAAUUGGAUUGGAACAAGAUUGGAGAGUCUGUUUCAGGUUUAUUCCGAAGAACACCCACCAUCACAUUCAUGAACGGCCCUAUUAAAGUUGAAAGAAAAGAAAAGAAGAGGAAAGAACGUCCAAAGAAAUCAAAAGAUGAUAUUGUAGAAGAAAAAGAAGCAGAAGAAAUGACCGAUGUAACAAAACAAGAUGCAACCACAAAAGAAGUUCAAAAUUUGUACAAAAAACUCAAAAGCCAGACAAAGAAGAGAAAGAAAGAACAUACUGAUGAACAUUUGUCUGUGUUAGAAGUUCUUGUAGAUCCAAACUCAUUCACAAAAACGAUCGAAAACUUUUUCUACUUCUCAUUUCUGGUGAAAGAAGGAAAAGCCAGUUUUGAGUUGCAUCAAAAUGAGCUACAGACAUGUAUUCUACGUGACGACGAAACCAAUGACAGCACUCGAAAUCAGAGUGUCCUAAGUCUCAACCUCAACAUGUACAAUCAAUUAGUGCAGCAAAGAGCAAAAGCAUUGCAGCAACAAUCCAAUGGUGCAUCUUCGAGUCCGCAUGCAGGCAAUGACAGAACAGCACAAGAAGAUGGAGAAGAAGAGUAG